Linum trigynum is the source of this 2135-nucleotide messenger RNA. The record is from the annotation of a GenBank genome assembly. NCBI's taxonomy places the organism in Eukaryota, Viridiplantae, Streptophyta, Magnoliopsida, Malpighiales, Linaceae.
GACAGAUGUUGCUUUUUGGACUCCGCCGACACCUUAUGAGAAAUCAAAGUCUUUGGGUUCCGGGGGUAGUGAUAAACCGUUAAUUGCACAUGUUUUUACCCCUAUUCUGGAGCCGUUUCAGGUGUUGAUUCUCGUGUUUUAGGCCGAUUUCACGCUAGGUUGUGCUUGUUUGUGAUAUUUCAGGUUUGGGAGCGAGUUCGGGGUCGAAUGGACGAAGAUCGGGCGUGAGGCAAGUCUCUGAGGAAGCCACACGAGCACACACAAAACCCACACGGCCGUGCAAGUAACCAAUGUGGCCGUGUGGGAUUGUGCGAGCCUUCACACGGGCAGGAAUAAAUCUCACACGGCCGUGUGAAGGAGCAAUGUGGCCGUGUGGGAUUAUGCGAGGCUUCACACCGGCAGACUGGGUGAGCUACACGGCCGUGUGCCCUUGGCCGUGUGAUCGGGAUUUUCUGGUUUUUACCCAAUUUCAGGCCACAAGUGAGGUAAUCGAAUUUUCAGAGCAAAAACAGAUCCCUAGAGAGAGAAAGUACGAAGAACACAUCCUAGAAGCAAUCUUGGAGCUGGGUUUCAUCAAAUCGAGCUUGGAGAUCGUCAUAGGAGUGGAGAUCAUCAUCCCAGAGCAGAUUAAUCCCAUUGUUAUGAGUAUGACUGCUUUGUAUUAUGUUUUCCUCUCUCUCUCUCUAUGAAGUAGAACCCUUCUCUCACUUGGGUAUGAAGAACCCUAGUUCCAUGUGUUGGGGGAUUUGAUUGUAAUGACUUGGGAUGAUUAUACUGUUUGGUUUUAAUCGAAUGAUGCAUGUUUUAUUGAAUUGAUUGAAGUCUGAUCAGCUUUUCUUGAUUUCUGCUGCAACCUGGAUAGAUAGAAUCUGAUUAGGUUGUUAGAGCCUCAUCAUUCGGUAGUAGGAGAUUGGCUAUACGAGAGUUAGCCAGUUUACUGCUUUGUACUGGAAUCCAAUUCCAGUAGUGGAGUUCUGUGCUUAUUGCUUCAGCUUUCUAUCCCGGUGAAGACUAGUCGUCUGCCGGGUAGUUAGACUGAGAGGGCUUGGUCAGCUUAAGAGAUUCCAAGCUACUGUCGGAUCUUCCGCAGUCUAAUCAACAGUAAAUCAACCCAGGGUAAUUACAAUUGAGACCUAACUAAGGAGCUAGGGGGACUCAUUCCCGAGUGACUCAUCUUUGCUUGAGAAAACCGCACCAAUUCCUGCUUUCUUACUGCUUUUGCUUAAAACAACAAUCACUUGACUUAGAUGGCUAGAUAAUAGAUAAUCACGGAGUAAGCAGUAGAUCUAGACCCCGGGUUGAUAAUAGAACUUGCCACUUUACUGCAUUCCCGGACUACGAUUACACUUGGUCGCAGUUUGGUGUUGUGUUUUGGCGUAUCAAGUUUUUGGCGCCGUUGCCGGGGAACCUCUAGGUUAUUGGGGAAACGUGAAAAUUUGUUACUCUAGCUUCUUCCUUACUGCAUUUUCUCUCUUCCACCUGUGUGCCUUCACGGGUUGCUUCUGCUGAUUGUGUGCAGGUAGUGCAUGACCCCUAGCCAGUCGGGAGAUCUACUACCAUUAGACUAGGAGCUUGAACGAACAUGCUGGAACUUCAAGCGGGCUCUAAAGGCGCGACUGGCUGCGGAAGAAGAGCUAGCACAGCUGCAGAUCGAAGAAGAAGAAGAGAUGGGGGAUCCACAGGACCAUGAUGUGGUCCUUCCCGAGGAGCAAACCAUGGGAUACUACUAGACCGCGCGGGCCGCGGACAUGAGGUCACCCAUUCAACACCCUCAUGUCCCAGCCAACAAUUUUGAGGUGAGCACCUCCGUCAUCACCAUGCUGCGCGGUUCGGUAGUGUUCCGAGGCAAAGAGGGGGAGUGCCCCCGUUCACAUCUCAGGCGAUUCCAUGAGCUCAUCGAUGGAAUCAAGAUUAAUGGGGUCCCAGCAGAUGCCAUCCAGCUGAGGUACUUCCCAUUCACCCUGGAGGGGCAGGCCAAGGAGUGGCUAGACACUCAACCUCCGGGCUCUAUCACCACGUUCGCCAACCUGGCGGACAAGUUCCUCACCCGCUACCAUCCUCCAUCCAAGACGGCGGACAUGCAGAAGCAAAUUACCCCAUUUUGCUCAGGAUGAGGAUGAGACCAUCAGGGAUGC